Paramecium sonneborni is the source of this 274-nucleotide messenger RNA. The record is from the annotation of a GenBank genome assembly. Lineage: Eukaryota; Ciliophora; Oligohymenophorea; Peniculida; Parameciidae.
AUGAAAGAAUUAUCGAAAUUAACAAUAAGUAAUAAAACAACUAUGAUUUUGUUUGUUUGUAAGAAAUAUAAGGAAGUAAAACAAAAUAACAACAAUAAAUAAAAAUUUUAAAAAUAAUUAUGUUCAAUGAUAAAUUUCUCUAAUAAACGUAUUACAUUCCUUGAAAUGUUAUAAGAGAUUAUGGAAUUUAUACUUAGUAAAAUAAAACAAAAAUUCAUUUCUUCUUAUACUUGGAAUGUUAAAUUGAUGAGUGAAGAACCGAUUUCAUCUUGAU